This is a messenger RNA of Globicephala melas (long-finned pilot whale), 1711 nucleotides long. It is a transcript of the gene MTARC1, whose product is annotated as mitochondrial amidoxime reducing component 1. The record is from RefSeq and is a predicted model, not a curated record. NCBI's taxonomy places the organism in Eukaryota, Metazoa, Chordata, Mammalia, Artiodactyla, Delphinidae. Gene Ontology annotation, cellular component: mitochondrial inner membrane. Gene Ontology annotation, biological process: nitrate metabolic process. Gene Ontology annotation, molecular function: nitrate reductase activity; molybdenum ion binding; molybdopterin cofactor binding.
GUAGCAGCCGAGACACCACCUCCCGCCCGCAGCGCCCCAAGCCAACCUCAGGAGCAGGACACGGUACUCCGGCCGGAAAGAGACUCAGGAACCGCUUUCCCCUUGGGCUCCCGGUUAAGGGCGGCACCUCCGCCAGCAGCCCUCGGCGGCGGCCGCGCUCCUGCCUGGCUAGCUUGGCGUCUCGGGUGGGCCCCGCUGGAGUCCCCGGCGCGCCCGCGAUCGCUGGGUCAUGGGCGCCGCCGGCUCUUCCGCGCUGGCCCGCCUGGGCCUCCCCGCGCCGCAGCCCCGGCCCCGCUGGCUCGGGGUCGCCGCGCUGGGACUGGCCGCGGUGGCGCUGGGGGCCGUGGCCUGGCGCCGCGCGCGGCCCAGGCGGCGCCGGCGGCUGCAGCAGGUGGGCACCGUGGCAGAGCUCUGGAUCUACCCCGUCAAGUCCUGCAAGGGGGUGUCGGUGAAGGUGGCGGAGUGCACGGCCCUGGGGCUGCGCAGCGGUCACCUGCGGGACAGGUUUUGGCUUGUAAUCAACAAGGAGGGGAAUAUGGUUACUGCUCGACAGGAACCCCGCCUGGUCCUGAUUUCCCUGACCUGUGAGGGUGACACCCUGACCCUCAGUGCAGCCUACACGAAGGACCUGCGGCUGCCCAUCAAGACACCCACCACAAAUGCAGUGCACAAGUGCAGAGUGCAGGGCCUGGAGAUCGAGGGCAGGGACUGCGGUGAGGCCGCGGCCCAUUGGAUAACAAACUUCCUGAAGACGCAGCCGUACCGCCUGGUGCACUUUGAACCUCACAUGCAACCGAGAAAUUCUCACCAGAUCGAAGACCCGUUUCGACCCACAGACCAGAUCCCAUACUCAGACGCCAGCCCCUUCCUGAUCCUUUCUGAGGCAUCGUUGGCAGACCUCAACUCCAGGCUAGAGAAGAAAGUUAAGGCAACUAACUUCCGGCCCAAUAUCAUAAUUUCAGGGUGUGGUGUCUAUGCAGAGGACUCAUGGAAUGAGCUUCUUAUUGGUGAUGUGGAACUGAAAAGGGUGAUGGCUUGCUCCAGGUGCAUUUUAACCACGGUGGACCCGGACACGGGCGUCAUGAGCAGGAAGGAGCCUCUGGAGACCCUGAAGAGUUAUCGCCUGUGUGACCCUUCUGAACGAAAGUUAUAUGGAAAAUCACCUCUCUUUGGACAGUAUUUUGUUCUGGAAAACCCAGGGACCAUCCAAGUGGGAGACCCUGUGUACCUGCUUGGCCAGGAAUAGGAAUCAUAUGUCCUGGAAUAGCAGAUGUCUUUAAAAAACGUCCUCAAAUAUGCCAACACUUGAAGCACAGUAUUUUGGACCUGACACCUCGGCAUUUUCUUUAGCUCUGUGAUCACCAAGUUUUUCGUCUUUUGGACUCUUCCUUGUGUCUCAGUGCUUCCCGCAUCCCAGUGCACAAAGUGAAGAAAGAGAGUUUUGAUAACUUAAUAGGACUUCAGUAAGUCACUUAAAUGACAAGGCAGGAUUCUAAAAAUCGCUUGUUUAACUGUGAUUGUGGAAUACUUCUUUCUUCUUCUUCUCCAUUCACCUACCCAGAGGGCUAACUUCCGUCAUCUCAUGGCUACUCUUUAGGGAAAGGGGAGAGAAGAGAAAGAGUAAGAGUGGGGGAGUGAGCAGAAUGUUCUGGAAUCUUUUAGUACCCCAUGCCCACGGCAUGCAAUGGAAAUUAAAUAGCUCUCCGAAUAA